Messenger RNA from Labeo rohita (rohu), 4540 nucleotides. RefSeq names its product terminal uridylyl transferase 7 (gene tut7). The coding region runs from base 243 to 3923 and encodes 1226 amino acids. Gene Ontology annotation, molecular function: nucleic acid binding; RNA uridylyltransferase activity; zinc ion binding. The record is from RefSeq and is a predicted model, not a curated record. NCBI's taxonomy places the organism in Eukaryota, Metazoa, Chordata, Actinopteri, Cypriniformes, Cyprinidae. The transcript has 31 exons.
CUUUUAUUUUGACGUUACGUAGGACCCGGAAGUGGAAGAUGCAAACAGCUACACAUCGUGUAAGACAGGUGAACUUCAGAUGAUUUGACAGAAGUGUAGCCGGCGGAAGUGGGUUUGUGUCACUAUCAGACUUGUUAAUGUUGAGGCACCUGCAUGUUACAGUCAGCAGGACAUUCACGGGAAUCUCAUGGGAUGUCGCGCUCACAUUUAUAGAGCAAGAGUGAUAUUAGAUUAGAUCCACAAUGGCUGAUAAGGGAAACAGGAAGUUUUCUCCGCGCUACAGGAGACAGAAGGAAGCAGAUGAAGCUGAGAGCUGGAGGAGCCCGUUGGGACGGGACGGCGUGAACCACGAACGCAGUUACAGUCCUAAGACAAAGCGGCGUCACGGUCGAACUUAUGAUAGUGACGGGAACAGAAGAGCCAAAGCCUCACUGUCGUGCAGCUCCCCUGAGGGACAAGCGUUCGGACAGAGUCCUUCUCACAAGGACCGAAUCCAGAGGGGUUCACCCGCCGACCGGAGGAACUGGAGAGAACGACAGCGAGAUGGACAGAAACACGACAAGCUCGACAGCAUGCAGAACUGGAGGGAGAAGAGCAGGAUUGUCUCGAUUGAAAGCUGCCUCACUAGACGGGACGUUUUACAGCAGUGCUUGGAAGCCGAAGGCAGUGAUUGUGACCUUAAAGAGUCGAGCAUUAGUCUGAAGUUCAGGUGUGAUAAAUGUAAGGUGUACUGUGAAGACAUGUCACCAGCACUCAAUCACAUCAGAGAAAGAGCCCACAGAAAGAAAGCCAAGGAGCUGCAGAAGAUGACGUUGCUGUUGAACAUCCCUCCCCCUGAGAAAACCCAGUGUCAUUCGAUCAGCUCGGCUCUGGAAAGUGUGGCCGCUGAGUUCGGUUUAAACGAUCAGGAUUUGAAACAACGCCAAGAUAUUCACGCACUCGUUGAGAAAGUCCUUGAGCCUGUCCUUCCAGAUUGCCAGUUCAGGUUAUACGGAUCUUCCUGUACUAAGUUUGGGUUCAAAGACUCUGAUGUAAACAUUGAUGUGAAGUUUCCAUCCCAUUUCCAGCAUCCUGAUGUUCUGCUCGUGGCUCAAGAGCAUCUCUCUAAAAGUGCUCUUUUUGUCAAUGUGGAGGGAGAUUUUCAUAGGAGGAUGCCUGUAGUUGUGUGCAAAGAAAAAUCAAGUGGUCUCAUCUGCAAAGUCAGUGCAGGCAAUGAAAGUGCAUGCUUGACAACAGCAUAUUUGGCUGAGUUGGCAAAUCUGGAACCACAGCUCGUCCCGCUGGUCAUAUGCUUCAGAUACUGGGCUAAGAUCUGUUGUGUGGACCAGAUGGAAGAAGGUGGACUUCCGUCCUACUGCUUUGCUCUCAUGGUCAUCAGCUUCCUGCAGCGGCGCAAAGAACCCAUCCUACCGUCAUACCUAGAAUCUGUGGUUUUGCCCUUGAGUAAACUGAAGAGUUUCUCUUUAGUCGGGGUUGAAAAAGGACACGUGCUUUGGGUAUAUGAUCAAACCUCAAACGAUUCAUCUCAAGAUAAAGAAAAAGCCGUCAGGAAGGGAAAGUGCCCGCUGGUUUUUAAAGCCCGUAGUCCUCCUGUGCUGCCAGGGAAGCUUUGGGUGGAGUUAUUACGGUAUUAUUCACUGGAGUUUCAAAUACCUGAGAAAAUCAUUAGCGUGCGCACAAACGGUGACCUGUGGCGUGAUCUAAAAGACUGGCCCAAGAAGAGGAUUGCAAUCGAAGAUCCAUUCGCCGUCCAGAGGAACGUGGCUCGGACAUUGAACAGUCAGAUGAUGUUUGACUAUUUGUUGCAUUGCCUCAAAACAACUUACAAGUACUUUGCUUCUCCUUCAAAAAGCACAGCAGGGAAAGUCAGUUCAAACACUCAGUCUGACAGAUCUGUGAGUGCUGUGAAUCAUGUUGAUUCAGUGAAAAGAAGCCCAAAAGUGCCAUCUGAGGAUUUGAAGAGGUCUCAUGCGAGAUCCAGUCCACAGAGUGCAGAGGAGCUGGAGGACUCGGACUGCAUCAUUGAGCUGGAGCUGGAUGAGGAGGAGGAAGCCGACUCUGACAUGGAGACUGAGGGUGAAGAUGAGGAGGAAGAAGAGGAGGAAGAAGAUGACAUCGAGCUCGAUGGAUCUGGAUGUGAUCACUCCGGCGAUGAGAUCUUCCCGUUCGAGCGGGAGAUGAGUGAUGAUGUGGGGUCUGAUGUGGGUGAUCCAGAGGACGCAGCGUCUGUCCCAGACAAACCCAAAGCAGAGUUUAGCAAAUCUGAAUAUCCUGUAGGAGCUCCGGCAGGCCCUGAAGGCUUUCAGUAUGUCUUCAGCAAGCGGUUUUUCAGUGACGGCAAGUCCCCUGUUCUGAUAUGCAGCCUUUGUAAGAGCGAUGGGCAUUCGAAACAGGACUGUCCCGAGGACUUCAAACGAGUGGAGCUGGAUCCCCUUCCGUCCAUGACUCUAGAUUUCAUCAAGAUCCUCAAUGAUGCCUGUGAGCAAUGCUACAGUGACUUUGCACCAGAUGAUGUGGAGGUGAAAGUCAGAGAACAUAUUUUACAAGAUUUCGAGAGUUUCCUGAGAUGUCAAGUCCCAGGAGCCAAGUUGGUUUUGUUUGGCUCAUCCAAAAAUGGGUUUGGCUUUAAACAGAGUGACUUGGACAUUUGCAUGACUCUAGAAGGCCAGGACACAGCGGAGGGUUUGGACUCCAUGGCUGUUAUCGAGAGUUUGGCCAAAGCUCUGCGGAAACACCACAGCCUGAGAAACAUCCUACCUAUUACUACUGCAAAAGUCCCAAUUGUGAAGUUUUACCACACCAAAACUGGACUAGAGGGAGAUAUAAGCUUGUACAAUACACUGGCUUUGCACAACACAGAAUUGCUGGCAUCGUAUGCAGCGAUUGAUGCUCGGGUCAAGAUCCUCUGCUACGUCAUGAAAGUGUUUGCUAAAGUGUGCGACAUUGGAGAUGCGUCUCGUGGGAGUCUGUCUUCAUAUGCCUAUACUCUAAUGGUGCUGUACUUCCUUCAACAAAGAAGCCCACCUGUCAUCCCAGUUCUCCAAGAGAUGUUUGUUGGGGAGACAAAGCCAGUAGUUCUUGUUGAUGGCUGGGAUAUACAUUUCUUCAAGGAUUUGAAGAACUUGCAUAAAUACUGGCCGGAGUACAAGAAGAACAAGGAGUCUGUGGGGCAGCUGUGGCUUGGCCUGCUGCAGUUUUACACCGAGACUUUUGACUUCAAGGAGACCGUUGUCUGCAUCCGCAGAAAAGAGCCUCUCACCACCUUCAAGAAGCAGUGGACCUCCAAACAUCUCGCCAUCGAGGAUCCCUUUGAUUUGAGUCAUAAUCUUGGAGCUGGUCUGUCACGGAGAAUGGCGAGUUUCAUCAUGAAGGCCUUCAUCAACGCCCGAACAGUUUUCGGGACCCCCGUCAGAAGCUUCCCACCAGAGUACUCAAAUAAAAUGGAGUAUUUCUUUGACCCAGAGGUGCUGACAGAGGGCAAACUUGCACCCAAUGACCGCUGCUGCCGAAUCUGUGGGAAGAUUGGGCACUUUAUGAAAGACUGUCCAAUGCGAAGGAGACAAAGACGUGACACUGAUGGAUCGUUCAGCGGACGUGAUGUGAACAGACCCGAUGGCAGGGUGAUGAAUGACGGCAGCCCCUACACGGAGGGACGAUGGCGGCAUAGAGAGGAGAAGUGCUGUUAUCUGUGCGGCUCCAACACUCACAUCAAGAAGGACUGCCUGCUGGCCAAAUCUUCAGAAUCCUCUCCAAACACAUACCAAAGAAGCCCAGCAUCAGUGGACAGACUAGACAGUCCUCAGCAGGACAGGAAAAAGAAGCGAAAAGCAAAAAGGAUUAUUUUGGGUCCUGAAGCAGGUAGUCUUGCCAGCAGACAUGCGUCAUUAAAUGCGUCUAUGGAGAAGUGGAGCCCUUUCAAGUAAAUCAUCUAAAGUGAGCCGUUCCAGGCUGAAGCAGAGCGUUUUUGGAUCUCCAGCAGCCGCAGCUCAGUAUUAUCAUGAACCCCAGUUAAAGCGCAGUGAUGAAUGUGCCUUGUAUAGGUGUCUGAUUUUUAGUUGUUUUUUUCUAAUUGUGAAAUGAAUGUGAUGUUUCUCAUUUUAUCUGUUUUUAUUUUUUUAAAUUAAGAGUCCAGCUGAUUAUCUCUGUAAUUUAGACUAUAGCCCCAAUGUGUGUUUUUGAAUUUCCUUGAAUAGUUUUAGUAACACACAUGUACAAAAUGUGCGUCUUGUGCAUGUACCAAGAAGCGUUUUAUUUUGUAUAAAAUGUACAUAUAGAAAUGCUGGUUGGGGUCUGUGUAUUUACAAUGAUGCUGAUAUUAUAUCAUUGUUGAGCUUUUCAUUGUGCAUUUUUCCGUUUGGCUGGGCGUGGUUUUAGUUUAGUUUAUAUUAGUGCUUCGCUUUUUGCUGAAUGAAUUGUGUAUGUUUGGGGAAAAAGGCUCCAUUGCCUACAUUGCAUUUGCUGCAGUGUCAAUAAACACAAUGAAUUCCCUCCAUAUUAGUAAUUUAACUCUGGUCCCUUUUUUUUUUUUUUUUUUUUUUUU